CGUGACGAAUUGUGACGUCACGAUUACGAUAUUAAAAAUCCGUGGAUGAAGAUAUAAACAAUUUCAAGCAUGGCCGCACUUAGUGGUAGACAUUUACUGAGAAAAUUCAUCCGUUUUCACAGACCUUCAUAUUCAUCAGUUAAGAUAUCUGUUAGUUAUUUUUCAACUAGUAAUGCAAGACAUGUCGAGUUUUAUGAUUCUGCUAAAGAUGCAAUCAGUGAUAUUCCUAACGGAGCAAAAUUACUUGUUGGAGGCUUUGGAUUAUGUGGAAUACCAGAAAAUCUGAUUAAUGCAUUAGUUGAAUCAAAUAUAAAAGAUUUAACUGCUGUUAGUAAUAAUGCAGGUGUCGAUAAUUUUGGUUUGGGAUUACUUUUGCAGACAAAACAGAUUAAAAGAAUGAUUUCUUCUUAUGUGGGGGAAAAUGAAGAAUUUGAAAAGCAAUAUUUAUCUGGAGAAUUGGAAUUAGAAUUUGUUCCUCAGGGGACAUUAGCUGAAAGAAUACGUGCCGGAGGAGCUGGUGUUCCUGCAUUUUUUACACCUACAGGAUAUGGAACAUUGAUUCACGAAGGUGGUGCUCCUGUUAAAUACAAUCCUGAUGGAAGUAUUGCAAUUGCUAGUACAUCAAAAGAGGAACGUAUGAUAAAUGGACGAAAUUACAUUUUAGAAGAAGCUAUUACUGGUGAUUUUGCCCUGGUGAAAGCUUGGAAAGCGGACAGAGCUGGAAAUUUAAUAUUCAGGAAAACGGCCAACAAUUUUAAUACUCCAAUGUGUAAAGCUGCAAAAGUUACUAUAGCUGAGGUUGAAGAAAUUGUCGAUAUUGGUUCACUUAAUCCUGAAAGUAUUCAUGUUCCUAGUGUCUACGUGCAAAGGAUAAUUCAAGGACAAAAAUAUGAAAAAAGAGGGCCAUAUCCUUUGGAAGGUGAACAAGAUGCAGAUCUGAUUAAUGCGGGAAAAGAAACUGUAACAGCUGUACCUGGUGCUGCAUUUUUUUCUAGUGACGAAUCUUUUGGAAUGAUUAGAGGGGGUCAUAUUGAUCUGACUAUGUUAGGUGCAAUGCAAGUGUCACAAUUUGGAGAUUUAGCUAAUUGGAUGAUACCAGGAAAGUUAGUAAAAGGUAUGGGAGGAGCUAUGGACUUAGUGUCUAGUUCUUCAGCGGGAACUCGAGUCAUUGUUACAAUGGAACAUACUGCAAAAGGAGGUACACCAAAAAUUCUCCCUACAUGUAAUUUACCAUUGACUGGGAAAAAUUGUGUUGAUCUCAUAAUAACAGAAAAGGGAGUGUUUGAAGUUGAUAAAGAGAAAGGUUUAACAUUGGUUGAGAUUGCAGAUGGUGUAGAAAUUCAAGAUAUAGUAAAUAAUACUGCAUGUCAAUUUUCAGUUUCCGAAAGUUUAAAACCAAUGGGACAGAUUGCGACAUGAAUAAAUACAAUGUGUAAAAUAAUCAAGUCAAAAAAAAAA
Centruroides sculpturatus (bark scorpion) is the source of this 1458-nucleotide messenger RNA. RefSeq names its product succinyl-CoA:3-ketoacid coenzyme A transferase 1, mitochondrial-like. Gene Ontology annotation, cellular component: mitochondrion. Gene Ontology annotation, molecular function: succinyl-CoA:3-oxo-acid CoA-transferase activity. The coding region runs from base 70 to 1419 and encodes 449 amino acids. Gene Ontology annotation, biological process: ketone body catabolic process. The transcript is spliced from 14 exons. The record is from RefSeq and is a predicted model, not a curated record. Lineage: Eukaryota; Metazoa; Arthropoda; Arachnida; Scorpiones; Buthidae.